AUGCAACGCCGUGCGGCAGUUACCGGCCUCAGUUAUAUGCGUCGCUGCUCAACGUUUACUGGAUUGCGCUAUAACUUGAUUUCUGAGCAUCAACUUCGGCCUUGGACUCAGCAUAAGGUAGCACUUCCGUCUGACAAAAGAAGCUUUUCCAGUUCGCCUUUUUGGUGUAAAAAGAAGGACAAGACGAAAGCUACAUCUGGUGCAGAUUCUGGGAAGCCGUUGCCAAAAGUAGGCGCAAGUUCUGAAGACCCGCAUGAUUUUUCACAGCUGCAUGAUGGCAUAGCGGCUGCCCUGUCUCGACUCAGAGACGAGCUCUCUAAGAUGCGUGUGGGGGGGAGGUUCAAUACCGCAUCAAUUGAGAGUCUUCGUGUGCAGCUGAACAAGAGCAGCAAGCAAUCGAUCAAGCUGGGCGAUCUUGCCCAAGUUGUUCCUAAGGGUGGACGGAUGGUAACUAUUUUGGCCUCUGACGAAGAUCAUGUGAAGCCCAUUCGAUCGUCAAUAAUUUCCUCCAACUUGUCGUUAACUCCGCAAGCCGACCCUCACAAUUCUCUUCAGCUCAACGUCACGAUCCCCCCACCGACUAAAGAGUCUCGGGAUCAAACGAUCGCUCUGGCAAAGGCGGCAAUGGAGAAAGCUGCCGGUGCCGUCCGUGAUUCACGCAGUGCUGUACAUAAACGUCUUCAGGAUUUGCAGAAAAAGAAGAUUGCCAGGCCAGAUGACGUUCGGAAGGCCCAAGAACAGAUGGAAAAGCUUGCAGAGAAAGGUCAGAAGGAAGUGAAGGAACUGUUUGAGGCUACAAGGAAGGCUAUGGAGCGGGCGUAA
Messenger RNA from Aspergillus tubingensis, 822 nucleotides. Its product is annotated as ribosome-recycling factor. Bases 1 to 822 code for a protein of 273 amino acids. Gene Ontology annotation, biological process: translation. The record is from RefSeq and is a predicted model, not a curated record. Lineage: Eukaryota; Fungi; Ascomycota; Eurotiomycetes; Eurotiales; Aspergillaceae. Gene Ontology annotation, cellular component: mitochondrion. The transcript has 2 exons. Gene Ontology annotation, molecular function: ribosomal large subunit binding.